Messenger RNA from Thyridium curvatum, 723 nucleotides. RefSeq lists its product as uncharacterized. The coding region runs from base 1 to 723 and encodes 240 amino acids. The record is from RefSeq and is a predicted model, not a curated record. The transcript has 3 exons. Gene Ontology annotation, molecular function: GTPase activity; GTP binding. Lineage: Eukaryota; Fungi; Ascomycota; Sordariomycetes; Thyridiales; Thyridiaceae.
AUGGCCGACUCGGGCGCCGCUCCUAAUAAGCCCAGCAGCAGCGUCAAGCUGGUUCUGCUCGGUGAGGCGGCCGUUGGCAAGGUGCAGUCGUCUCUCGUCCUGCGCUUCGUCAACAACGAUUUCCAGGAGAAUAAGGAACCCACUAUUGGUGCUGCAUUCCUCACUCAGAAAUGCAACCUCCCCUCAAGGACCAUCAAAUUCGAGAUCUGGGAUACGGCAGGACAGGAACGCUUCGCCUCGCUGGCCCCGAUGUAUUACCGAAAUGCCCAAGCCGCCCUUGUCGUUUACGAUUUGACCAAGCCGACGUCUCUCAUCAAGGCAAAACACUGGGUCGCCGAGCUACAGAGACAGGCCUCGCCUGGUAUUGUCAUCGCGCUCGUUGGCAACAAGCUCGACCUGACGAACGAUGGCGCCGGUUCCGCCGAUUCCGAGAGUGGCGGAGCCGAGCCGGCCGAUGACUCCGGUGACGCCCGCAAGGUGACUACAGAAGAGGCCAAGUCGUACGCUGAGGAAGAGAGCUUGUUGUUCUUUGAGACGAGUGCUAAGACUGGCCUCAACGUAACGGAAGUAUUCACGGCCAUCGCAAAUGCCAUCCCCGAGACGUCGCUCAAGAGCUCGAGGGGCGUCGGCGCAUCUCAGAACGCAAGCCGGGGUGGUGACGACCAGAGGGUGAACUUGACCGGCCCGAGGGACCAGGGAGCCAAGGAGGGAUGCGCUUGCUAG